UGCUUGAAAAGAAAGAAUACAAAACUAACUGCAUUGCAACUUAGCUGGCGUUGUUCGACGCAGUUCAGCGUGUACAACUCUUAUAAAAAGAAAAAUGCUUCAUCACUGAGUAUGCUUCAUCACUGGAUGAUGAUUUCAGUAUAUUUAUUUUGCUUCACAUUAAUACGUUUCGUACAUAUAUAUUAGUUAUUAUUACAAUUUCUAAAAAUUGCUCCCUUACAAGUUACUAUAUACAAAAUGGAAAUUACAUAUGUUCAAAGCAUGGAUCAUGCAAAAUACUCAAUGUCACAAGAAAUAGUAUAUGUAUACAUGAUUACCUAUGCUGGGAGUUAUUAAUCCUCCGACGCUUAUUCCAAAGUGAAAGGAUUGUAUGAAUGGUCUUGAACGUUCUUCGCCCCAAAUGCGUAAAUAGAGCGACUGCAUGGCUAUGACAACAUAACGUAUUCUUAAAGUCAUUAAAAUAGUAGAUUUAGUCAAAUACUUUGCAAUACCAACUAAUUGACAUAAUACUCGUAAUUAAAAAAGGAAUUUGUAACCCGCUUUAUAAGUUUUCAACCGCCCUUUCAAAUGUUAAGAGCAGCGAGUGCAAAUAGCGGAAAACUUCUUAUCUAUGUAUCCAGCUUGAUUAUUUAAACAUAUAUAUAGUAUUUAAACAUAUAUAUACAUAAAUAAAGUGAUGAAAAAUUUAAUGUUGAAAUAAUUAUCUAACAAACAUAAAAUAGCCUAUUUUACCACCAUCCGCAAAAGCAAACAUAAAUCCAGCAACGAAUCCCGAAACCAACAAUCCGGCCAGUGAAUUUAACCACGGUAUUAUAAGAAUCAUCAAACCGAGCAGUGCAGUUGUGGGACCUUGAUGAAUAUUAAAAAAUAUUCGUUUGUGCAGUAAAAACGCGACUAAUCAUUUAACUCACCAAACAAGAACAUGGUAAAACUUUAUGAGACUUAUAAUUAAGAUACAACUCUAAAACUUCAAUGUGAGUGCAUGUAGGCUAUAUGCAUUCCAAAUCGCAAGAAGAAAAGUAACAAUGUAUUAUUUUGAUCUCAAUAUUUAAGAUAAUUUUUUUAAAAAUGCACGAUCUCACCGAAUGCAUGUAAUGGAUUGAACUUUCCUGAAAAACGAUUCAUAAUGACACCGUACGAUACUGCUCCGACAACUGCUCCAGAAGAUCUCAAGGUAGGCAAGUUGGACUGUCCAGAGAACUACACUUUGAGGAAUAACACUGCAAUUUGUUAUCUAUUCGUCAGAAAUAGGGAAGCAGCGUAUUGGGAGGCGACUGAAUUUUGUAAUAAUCAUAGUGGAAUCUUGGCUACUGUGAAAAAUGAGGAAACACAAAAAUAUGUAACUUCAACUGCAUCGAAAGGAAACGAGUCGAACAUAUUUUUUUGGAUUGGACUUAGUGACCGAUUUUUUAAAAACAAAUUCCGAUGGCUGAACUGUGAAGAUGGCUGGUUGGAGAGUGGUGACUAUCAACCGUGGAUGGGGAGGGAUAUCAAUAAAUAUUCAAACAAUGUAGAACAGAGAUGUGUGGCUUUAAAUAUAAAUUCUACAGCUUACGGAGAAAUAUAUGAAGAAAAUUGGGUGCCGCUGGACUGCUGGACUCCACAAUAUUUCAUUUGUGAAGCAACCGCGUCCAUGAAUUACAACCCGAUUAACGAAGAAACACCUGGAUUCAACGAAACCAUCGGAGGUGGGAUAAUUCCGGAGGGAGGAAAUACAAAGCCAAGUCGUAUCAGCGCUGCAUCAAGUCCAUUAUUAGCAAUUUUGAUGGUCAUUGUGGCUCUUGCUAUCAUUUCUAUCAUCCUUGGACUUUGGUACAGAAAACACAACAGAAAUUACCAACAAAGAAUGCUGAUUCAAGCCAGUGGAAUGCCCUCCAUUGCGGUUGAACCCCCAUCCAGUCAAAUAUAUUAUCACCAUCGAUCGAUGUCAUCCCAGGCACGACAUUUUAGUAAUAAUAGCAAUGUCGCACUUCCGCAGCAUGGAAUAAUUUAUACUGGCAUGAACAUUGAUGUCAUUGAAGAAGACGAUGACGGUCUUUCUUCGAUGGAAUCAGGAACAACGUUUUCAUCUUUAUGCUACGAAGAUAUUCGUACAGUAGAUAAGUUUUCGCAAAACUCUUUGACACCAGUUGGGUGAUUGCGUAAACAUAGGAUUGCAUUAUUAAACAAGAUUUGGAAGUAAAUGUCGAACAAGUAUACAAGUGACCCAUAGAAAUACGAUACUCGCACAGCCGACUGAAAUCGAAACUGAUAAAAUGUGCUACCUAUAAAUAAUUUGCUAGGAAAGGGGAAUAUAUACUAUAAACACAUGUUACUAUUUGAAUGAGAAACCAUCGCGAGCUCAGCAAAAAAUAGAUACAGAAGUUUUUGUUAAAAUACGCUUAACAGUCAUUAAACCAAAAAUUUUUAUUAUGUGCAAAACCAACAUAAAUUGCUGUUUUAACGCAAUUCACAUAUCUUGAAAAGCAUUCGUUUACUCACGUAAAACGUUUUACACAAAACAAUGCAUAAAUUAGAUAGGCCUAUAUAUAGGCUACUAUAGCCUACUUCUAUAGAGAUUGUCGAUAUUGUUUUAUAAUGUUUUUCAUCGUUUGUGGAAAUAAAAUAUUUCUCUUUCUUUCUCUCAAAUAAAAUUUAUUUUUCUCUCAUCAAGUCAAUUUGAUUUAUGUGCAUCUUUUUUCUCCGGCCGUUGGGCUGAAGGUUUGUUGUGUUUUGUUAUGUCCUC
Messenger RNA from Styela clava, 2725 nucleotides. RefSeq lists its product as uncharacterized. NCBI's taxonomy places the organism in Eukaryota, Metazoa, Chordata, Ascidiacea, Stolidobranchia, Styelidae. The record is from RefSeq and is a predicted model, not a curated record.